Molecule: messenger RNA, 261 nt
Organism: Spirometra erinaceieuropaei
Lineage: Eukaryota; Metazoa; Platyhelminthes; Cestoda; Diphyllobothriidea; Diphyllobothriidae
Source: the annotation of a GenBank genome assembly
AUGGUGGACAUCGAUGCAUUCAGCGAUAACCGCUUUCUCGUACAAGGUCAACUGGGGGAGGUGGGUGUCGGCUACACCUUCCGGAGCGGCCGUCACAGGGCAGAACCACGAGACGCGGGCGUCGCCUUUACCAUACGGGACGACGUUGUAGUACGAUUGCCCUGCCUGUCGCCAGACACCAUUGAUCGUUGGAUGAGCCUGCGCCUUUCUCUUCGGGAUCCAACUUCGCCACCAUCCUCAGCGCCCACGCUCCAUCAAUGA